Molecule: messenger RNA, 2504 nt
Organism: Closterium sp. NIES-67
Lineage: Eukaryota; Viridiplantae; Streptophyta; Zygnematophyceae; Desmidiales; Closteriaceae
Source: the annotation of a GenBank genome assembly
CCGCUCCUGAGAUCCACACGGGUUGCUGCGGGCGAGCGGAGGUUGCGGGGACGAGUGGCAGGCACGGCGGGAGCACUGCCUUCGCCUCCGUCUCUGCCGGCCCUGCCAGCCCUGCCUACUCUGCCGGCCCUGCUGACCCCACGCCGGACGUUGCCCGAUUUCACGCCUCGAUCCCGCGGAUCCAUGGCGUCAGCAACUCCGGCGGAAGGCCUCGCGCAAUCCCCGCCUCCUCCUUCCGCCUCUCACGCGGAAGCUGGUGCCACGUGGCAUGCGGGCGCGUCGUCGCAGGCGCAGUCGCAGACCCCGUCGGCGGAGCCUGCGGGGAAAUCCCAAGGCCCGGGCGAAGCAGCUACGCAAGGCCCCGGUGCCGGGGGGGAGGGGGAAACCGGGUCAGUUUCCGCGGGUGUUUCCUCCGCCGUUGACGAUUUACCUGCUGACGCUGCUCCCGCUGCUUCUCCCGCUGCUGCUGAAUCUGCUGCUUCUGCUGCUGCUGCUGCUGCUGCUCCCGUUGCUCCCGUUGCUGCUGCCGCUGCUGCUCCCGCUGCUGCUCCCGCUGCUGCUGCCGCUGCUGAGGAACAGUUAUCGAGCGCGUCAGCCGUCGCUCCCGCAAUUCCCGCCGCGGCCGGUAGCAGCAGCAGCUCGCUCAACGCCGACGCGCCGGUGUUUAUCCCGCGGUUCGGCCCGCUGUCAGGCGCAGAUGCUGCGGCAAUCCCGCCGUACCACCCGCUGCUGCCUCUGCCCUUCAACCCGCCUGGGGCGGCGUUCGGGGGAUGGGCGGAGGCGCAGGGGAGUUUCGUGGCGAUGGGGGGAAGCGGGGCGGAGGGCGGGAGGAGAGAGGGGCGGGGCGGGGGGGUGGCGGGUGGUAGUGGUGCGAGCGGAAUGACUCGUGGGCAAGGGCAACGACAUGGGCACUCGCAGGGACACGCGCAUGGGCAGGCGCACGGGCAGGCGCACGGGCAGGCGCAUGGGCAGGCGCAUGGGCAGGCGCAUGGGCAGGCGCAUGGGCAGGCACAGGGACACGCCUCACAUGGGCACGGGCAUGGGCAGGCGCAUGGGCGGCAGGAGAAGGGCGUGAAAGGGAAGCAGGAGGCGGGGGAAGGUGCGGUUGGUCACAGCAAGGCGACACCGGAGCAAGUGGCUGCUGUGAAAGAGACCCUGGUGACACUGGUGGAGUUCUACUUCAGUGACCAGAACCUCCCCUUCGACCACACUCUCCUCAGCAUGAUCAACCGCGACGCCCAAGGCUUCGUUUCUCUCAGGUCCCUUGCCAAGUUCAGCGAGGUGCGCUGCUUGCUGCCACCCAGCAUGCAGCCUGCCAACAGUGCGCAUGCCAACGCGGGGGCUGCGCUCAUUGCAUCGCUGCUUGCAGACGGCAUUCGUCAAGGCUCCAGUACCCUGGUGGUGAGUGAGGACGGUGCGCGUGUGCGCAGGGUGCACCCGUUGCCCUUCACGGACGUGGACGAGUUGCAGGCGCGCACAGUGCUGGCCGACCACCUCCCGCCUGCGCUCUCCCUCUCCGCCAUAGAAGACCUCUUCAAGCAGGCUGGCAGGGUGCGCAUGGUGCGUCUCUGCAGGCCCCAGGCCUCUGAUCACGCUGCGGCUCCUGCUGCUUCCGCUGCCACCCUUGUGCGAGUUGCCCCUCCUACUUUAGCCGCUUCCGCUGCUGCUGAUUUUCAUGCACUAAUCGAGUACGCCACAGUGGAAGAAGCCCUCAAUGCGGCAGAGACUUUAAAUAGCAACGACUGGCGCCGUGGAAUGCAUGUGAAGCUGUUCAAGAAGCCCACCAAAAAGCAAUUGAAGCAUCAGCAGCAGCAGCAGCAGCAGCAGGGAGGGGCAGGCAAGGGGAAGAAGUCAGGGGGCAGGGUCGAGGCUCAUAGGGACACAGGGGAGAGGGAUGAGGGUGGGGUGGAGCGGGCAGAGAAGAGCAACUUGGGUGGAGGCGAGGGAGGGCCGGCAUCGGAGACAGACAGUGAUGGCCAGCACGCGCAUUCACAGGUGUGUUCAGGAGACCCCCUCUGUGACUCCUGCCCUGCUGUGCCUGGUGCAUCGCCCCCUGCACACGGCAAGAAGGGCAGGGCGGGGAAGGGCAGGGGAAGAGGGGGAGGAGGGGGUGGGGGAGGCAGGCACGGGGCAACAGGGGGCGGGGGAGGAGCAGGAGGAUCUCCUGGGGGGGUUGGGGGGCCAGGGGGUGGUGCUCUAGGCUGUGAAUCUGGUGCAGCCGUUGCUUCUAUUGGCAGUGGGGGCGGUGGCGUGGAGGGUGGGAGCAAGCCGCUGCCAGGGCCGAGAGGGCCGGAUGGCACCAGAGGGUUCUCCAUGGGGCGAGGGAAACGCAUGCCCGGCACGUGAAGGGUGGGGGGGGUGUAGGGAGACUGGUGCUGUAGUCGCCUCACUAGUUGCUCCAAGGGUGGGAGCAGCAGAGACACACACGCUGCCCGAUGUAGCAGAGGGCCCAAUGGUAGUAGGUGCAUGUCCACAGGGCGGGGCAAGUGCAUGCCUGGCACGUG